GCAAUAUAUUAUAUCAUGUCUACAGCUACAUAUCCUUCCCAAUCAAGUGAAGUACCAGAGAUGGCCAAGCCUGAAAUUGUUCGCCCCAUAGCGAAUUUUCAACCCAGCAUUUGGGGAGAUCAGUUCAUCAGCUAUGAUUCUCAAGACAUGAAGACUGAGGCCCUUUCGCAACAACAAGUCGAGGAACUGAAAGUGGCAGUGAAGCAUGAGGUAUUUACUAAUGAAGGUGAUUUCGCGCUUCGACUCAAGUUGAUCGAUGCAAUCCAACGCCUUGGCGUGGCAUACCAUUUUCAAGAAGAAAUAGAAGAUGCACUGCAGCACAUUCAUGAUACAUAUCGUGACGAUCCCUGCAAUAAUAGUGACGAUCUCUACACUGUUGCACUAUGGUUUCGGUUGCUGAGGCAACAUGGAUAUGAUAUCUCAUCAGGUAUAUUCAACAAGUUCAAAGAUGCAAAUGGUAGCUUUAAAGAAAGCUUAGUUGCCGAUGGGUCUGCUAUGCUGAGCCUAUACGAAGCUGCACAUCUCAAAGCUCGUGGAGAUGAUAUACUAGAUGAGGCUCUUGUUUUCACCACUACUCACCUGGAGUCCGCAAAAUCCAAUGGAUGCUAUUCAGCACAGAUGACUGAACAAAUAACACAUGCCCUGACAAGACCUCUGCGAAAAACUCUAGACAGGAUAUGCGCAAAGCGUCACAUAUCAAUUUGCCAACGUGAAGAUGAAGCCUCAUCACUCAAACACAACGAAGCUCUACUGAAACUUGCAAAAUUUGAUUUCAAUCUUGUUCAGCUUUUACACAAGAAGGAGUUGUGUGAGAUUACUAGGUGGUGGAAGGAUCUAGAUUUUGAAAGGAGAUUGCCUUUUGCAAGAGAUAGGAAGGUGGAAUUAUUUUUUUGGAUAGUCGGAGUCUAUUUUGAACCACAGUACUCUGUUGGCAGAACCUUCAUGACAAAGGUCUCUAUCCUCCUCACUGUUUUGGAUGAUAUAUAUGAUGCAUAUGGUACAUUUGAAGAACUCGUGAUCUUCACUGAAGCAAUUGACAGGUGGGAUGUCAAAUGCAUAGAUGAACUCCCGGACUAUCUGAAAAUAUUUUAUCAAGAACUCUUGAAUGUUUUCGAUGAAAUGGACAAAGUGUUGUCGAAGGAAGGAAGAUCUUACCGAGUGCGCUACGCAAUACAAGCUAUGAAAGAUCAAGCACGAUCGUAUUUCAACGAGGCCCAAUGGUUGCACGAAGGACGUACUCCGAGCAUGGAGGAGUAUAUGAGUGUUGCAACAGUUUCUAUUAGUUACACUUUUCUAACAACUAUUUCAUUGCUUGGCAUGGGAGAAAUUGUAACGAAGGAAGCAUUUGAGUGGUUGGCUCAUGACCCCAAAAUUGUUAGAGCUUCCAAUAUCAUUUUCAGGCUCAUGGAUGACAUUGUUUCUACCAAGUUUGAGAAAGAGAGGGGGCAUGCACCUUCUAGCAUUGAUUGCUAUAUGAAGCAAUAUGGUGUUUCAGAGCAAGAGGCGAUUGAUGUGUUCAACAAACAAAUUGUGGAGUCAUGGAAGGAUAUAAACGAGGAGUUUCUUAAACCAACGGAUGUGCCAACGCCGGUUCUUUUGCGCGUUCUCAAUUUAACAAGAGUGGCGGAUCUUCUUUACAAGGGAGAAGAUGGAUUCACACGGGUUGGGAAGAUGACCAAAGAUAGUGUUGCUGCAGUUAUUAUCGAUUCAGUGCCACUGUGAUCGAGCUGGUUCAAAGUUACUAGCUUGUUCUCCAUAUACAGUAGUACGUGUAUGGGAGAUUGCUAUAUUUACUUGAUAAGAUGCAACAUCAGUACAGUCAGUACUUGAAUAAUGUCAAGCGACUUUUCGUCAUUUUUGGAAGCUGGUUUGGGGGUCGCAAGUUUGUUCUGAGUAAUUUGCAUUGUUUCUCAAGUUUAAUCG
Argentina anserina (silverweed cinquefoil) is the source of this 1923-nucleotide messenger RNA. Its product is annotated as (-)-alpha-pinene synthase-like. The record is from RefSeq and is a predicted model, not a curated record. The transcript is spliced from 7 exons. Gene Ontology annotation, molecular function: magnesium ion binding; terpene synthase activity. Lineage: Eukaryota; Viridiplantae; Streptophyta; Magnoliopsida; Rosales; Rosaceae. Gene Ontology annotation, biological process: diterpenoid biosynthetic process. The coding region runs from base 16 to 1722 and encodes 568 amino acids.